UGCUACUUCCGACAUGAAGAUUUCUCAAACCUAGCAACUAUGUCAACUAUGCUGCAACUUGGCUUAAUCCUGUAGUUAUACAAUCACACGCUCCUAGUCAUUUCGCAACACACGUAGACAAGUAUUAUGGCGGCGGUGUGGGUUGGUUAUAAAAUCUGUAAAGAAGGACAGUUGAGAAGAAAGGACCACGAGAAAGCACAGCCGAGUACUGGGUUCGUGGCCACGGCGUCUUCUCCCGAGGCCUGCCAAUAUGUGCACCCACCGGUGUCCCAGACCUCUCCAGCGCAAAAUAUAACCGACUCUCACCAAAGAGUUGUUAAAAAGAAAUCGCUGUUGGAGGCUUACUUGCUGUGGUUGGUACUUGGGUUGUUCGGAGCACAUCAUUUUUACUUGCAUCGUCCAUAUUUUGGUGUGAUGUACCUGACCACCGUUGGACUUUUUGGUUGCGGGUGGGUGAUCGACUUAUUCAGAAUGCCGAUCCUGGUAAAAGAUGCCAACAAACGGAUUGAAGAACGGACACCUAUCCAACUCAGAAAGAGAAGCAUUGGAGAUGCGUAUGCAUUGUGGUUACCACUUGGCCUUUGGGGUUUACAUCAUUUCUAUUUGAGGCGGCCUGGGAUAGGAUUGUACUAUAGUCUCACUAUUGGUGGGCUAGGGACAGGAUUUAUUUUCGACCUCUUUCGCAUGCCAUUCCUGGUGAAACGAAGCAACAAGGAACUUGAGGAAGCCUUAAGACAGCCCCAAAUCGCAUGGAAAUAUUUUUCUACAUGUUAUCUAGAUGAUGCCUAUUGCUUGAUAUUUCCACUGGGUUUCCUUGGUCUACAUCAUUUUUACCUCCGUAGGUUUAAAUGGGGCCUGCUGUACUUGUUAACAUUUGGACUUUUUGGUAUUGGUUGGAUCAUCGAUUUCUUCCGCCUUCCAAGUUUGGUGAAAGAAGCAAACCAAGAAAACCAACCAUCUCAAGCCCAUGGAUACCCAGCAACCAACUCACCCCUACCAUCUUUCUCAGGACAAGCGGUGCCAAACAGUAAUCAAAGCCCUGAACAUGCUUACCCUAGAAUGAAUCAAGGUCAUGAUGCUGCCCCACCACCCCCAUAUUCAGAGAUUGACAGAGGGUCAUCACAGGGCAUCUAGUACAACAGAAAUUGAUGACAAGUCAAACCUGUGCCUGAAGUAACCUAGAUCAUCACUGAUCCCGCGUUGCAUUUUUACCAGCGUGAUAAGUUGGAAAAGGGUUAUUGGUAGAUUACUCUUCUUAGACAUCUAAUGGGCAUACAGUUUUAUAAUUAACUUAUUAGUCAGUCAUCAUAAUUGUCAUGGGAAGCCUAUUGAACAUUGGGCUAUGUAUCCCCCUGCAGACUCCAUGGGUGAAACCGGUAUAGUGAUACUGAAGUGAAGUUUCUGACACAACUUAAAGGGAUAAUAACUUUUUGUCUUGGCCAAAAAAUGAAUUUUCCUGGAGUAAACAACAAUUUUCCCAUA
Molecule: messenger RNA, 1482 nt
Organism: Lingula anatina
Lineage: Eukaryota; Metazoa; Brachiopoda; Lingulata; Lingulida; Lingulidae
Source: RefSeq, a predicted model, not a curated record